Messenger RNA from Syngnathus typhle (broad-nosed pipefish), 8451 nucleotides. RefSeq lists its product as uncharacterized. Lineage: Eukaryota; Metazoa; Chordata; Actinopteri; Syngnathiformes; Syngnathidae. The coding region runs from base 1077 to 2189 and encodes 370 amino acids. The transcript is spliced from 2 exons. The record is from RefSeq and is a predicted model, not a curated record.
UACUGACCUCAAAGCCAAGUUCAGGGAGGUGAGUGGAAAAACAGCGGAGCUUGGACAAUUUUUGAGAAAACUCCCCCCCCACCUUCCCUGAGCUUUCCAGGAUGUUCAAGCGGAACAUGAGCCUUUUUGGCAGCACCUAUCUGUGUGAAAAGCUCUUCUCCACAAUGAACUUCAAUAAGUCAAAGUUCAGGUCCCGACUUAUAGAUGAGCGCCUUAAAGCCAUACUGAGGGUCUCAGUUGCCUCCUCCCUCAAGCCAAAUGUGGCUCAGCUGUGUGAGAGGAAGCGCUGCCAAGUCUUUGACAGCAAGGAUUAGGAGGAAGUAAAUGAAGCCUAUGUUCUGAAGAACUGUUCAUGUUCUGCAUGUUCUGACUUGUUAAGAUUGAGAAGAUUGGUUCAGUUGACCUUUUUGUUUUGAAUACUUGAAGCCUUUUUUUUUGUGGGAUACUUCAUGCGGCCCAGCCUCACCCAGACUCUACCUCCAGCGGCCCCUAGUCCAAGGGGAUACAGCUGGACUGCGACAACAUCGAAGCUUGCCACCCUCUGCCCAAGAGGAGCCUCGGAGACAAACCUGCUGUCAUCAUGCGGUUUGUCAACAAAAAACACAAGAUUGCACUAUUAAAACAAGGAAGUAAGCUGAGAGGAACCAACGUCUACAUCAAUGAGCACCUAACCAAGCACAACGCUGAUAUUGCCAAAAAAGCACGCUACCUGAGGAAGCAGAAAAAAAUUCAACAUACCUGGACUACAAACUGUAAAAUAUUUAUCAAGCUCAAUGGAACACCGGAGGAAGCAAAAGUGCUGAUGGUAAGGAGUAUGGAGGAGCUAGAUAGAUACCAAUGAUCAUCAUGCAGGACUGUAAGGUAAACUCUACUCACAACCAUGGCACACAUCGAAAGAAAUCAAGCAUCUACACCUGAAGACAACAGUAACAUAACUCAGAGGAUUAGUGAACACGACAAACUGGAACUCCAAUCAUUUCAAUACACUGACCACAGUUCACUGGAUAUGGAACAUGUUAUAGACCCGGAUAACAACUUCUUUAACUCAAUCAACAAUAACUGCAGUUAUUAUACUGAUGAAGAAUUUAAUAGAAUCAAUACAGAUAGCAGACUGUCUAUUAUACAUAUUAACAGUAGGAGUCUGUAUGCCAACUUUACAAACAUUAAGGAUUAUCUUCAUCAGUUUACAGAUCUAUGUGGAAAAGACAUUAAACGUCAGGGUGAUACGGGAUAUGUCAAUGGUAGUUAACAACAUAUUGGAAUGCAUAACAAUUGAAAUACUUAAGGAAAGAAAGAAAAAUGUAAUCAUUCGCUGUAUAUAUCGGACACCAGGUUCUAGCAUUGAACUGUUCACAGAAUGGAUGGAGGAGGUGUUUUCAAAGGUCAGUUGCAAAACAAUUUUCAUCUCUGGAGACUUCAACAUUGAUUUACUCAAUCCAAACAAGCACAAACUGACCGAACACUUUGUUAACACAAUAUAUAGCAUGAACUUGUAUCCAAAAAUCACUAGACCAACCAGAAUAACUUCUCACUGUGCCACUCUUAUUGAUAAUAUAUUCACAAAUUACAUUUUAAACAACACCAUAAGUGGGUUAUUAGUCAGCGACAUCAGUGAUCAUUUGCCAGUUUUUAUGGGUUUUGAUGACAACUAUAAAAUUAUCCAACUGGCCAGAAAACAGGAAUACAGAAGAAUUAAAACAGAAGAAACAAUAAACGCAUUUAAAAAUGGUUUAAUGUCACAAAAUUGGGAUAUUAUAUGCAAUAAAAAUAAUAUUAACUGUGCAUAUGAGGAAUUCUUAAAAAUCUUCAAAAGGUUAUAUGACAAAUACUGCCCUGUAAAAGUAAAUAAUAGGAAACUAAAGUAUGUAAAUCAUCCCUGGAUCACAAAGGGCUUACAAAAUGCCUGUAAAGAGAAAAAUACAAUUUACAGAGAAUUUAUAAGACAAAGAACUAAAGAGGCAGAAAAUAAAUAUAAACAAUAUAAGAAUAAACUAACUAAUAUUAAAAGAGCUGCUAGAAAAGAAUACUAUAGUAAAAUAUUAAAUGAUAAUAAAAACAACACCAAAGAAAUAUGGAAUAUAAUGAAUACUGUAAUAAAAAAUGGCUCUAAAAAAAUUGAUUAUCCUAAAUAUUUUAUUAUCAGGAAUACUGAGAAGAAGUGGCUGAAAACCUCAAUACAUUCUUUGUAAAUACGGGACCUGAUCUGGCCAAACAAAUCCCAGAUUCAGUAACAACUGAGGAGCAAUGUAAUAGUUUAAUAGAUAGGAAUCUGAGCUCAAUGUUCCUCAAAGCAGCGGAUGAGAAAGAAAUCAUAAAGAUAGUUUCCCAAUGCACAAACAAGACAUCCAAAGACUGUGAUGACAUUGACAUGAUUGCCGUAAAACGAGUGAUUGAGGGGAUCUCUAAACCAUUAACAUACAUCUGUAACCUAUCCUUUCAGACCGGUAUAUUUCCAGAUAAAACGAAAAUAGCAAAAAUCAUACCUUUGUAUAAAACCGGGGACAAACACCACUUCACAAACUACAUACCUGUAUCAUUACUAUCACAAUUUUCUAAAAUACUGGAAAAACUUUUCAAUAACCGACUGGACAAAUUUAUAGAUAAAUAUAAAGUACUCACUGAAAGUCAAUAUGGAUUUAGAUCCAACAGAGCAACGUCACUGGCACUAAUUGACUCAGUGGAGGAAAUUACUAACGCAAUAGACCUAAAACAAUAUACAGUUGGGAUAUUCAUUGAUCUAAAAAAGGCAUUUGACACAAUAAAUCAUGAAAUAUUCUUCAAUAAAUUACAUCGGUAUGGCAUCAGGGGGAAACCAUAGAAUUGAUCAAGAGCUAUUUAACAAAAAGGAAGCAGUUUGUGAAGUUGGGUGACACUUGUUCAACGUGUUUGGACAUUAGUUGUGGCGUCUCUCAGGGGUCAGUGUUGGGCCCUAAACUUUUUAUAUUAUAUAUAAAUGAUAUAUGCAAGGUAUCAUAUAUUUUGAAGAUGGUUUUGUUUGCGGAUGACACAAAUAUUUUUUGUUCUGGUAGUGAUUUACACACCUUAACAACACUAAUAAAUAAUGAAUUAAGCAAAUUAAAGGUAUGGCUGGACAGCAAUAAAUUAUCCUUAAACCUAAGCAAAACAAGAGUAAUACUUUUUGGUAAUCACAGAACUAAUUUGAAAAUAGAGAUAAAGAUGGAUGGGGUUAUUAUUGAAAGAGUGAAUGAGAUUAAAUUUUUAGGGGUGAUAAUAGAUGAUAAGAUCAGUUGGAAAUCACAAGUUAAACAUGUACAAUAGGGGUGUAACGAUUCAUCGAUACACAUCGAAAAACAUUCUGUAUUUCAAUAUGUGGAGUUAAGUUAUGGAAUACUUUGGUGAAACGCUCAGGGAAUGUUCAAACAUCUAUCAGUUUAAAAAAAGAUAUAAAGAAGAAAUUGUUUUUACAAGGUACAGAAAUGAGGUGUAUGAGUAUCAUGGGGUGCUUAGUAAUUAUUGAUUUACGUUUCUUUGUUGGUUUAGUUUGUCUGUUUGUCAUUGUUUUGUUCAGGCUGGUUUUAUUUUUUUGUUUUUAUUUUGUUUAUUUCUACCAUUCAGGUAUUUUUGUGUUGUAUUUGAGGUAUGUAUGUAUGUUAAGUGUCUGUGUGUGAAAUAUACGUAUGUAUUAAUAGUGUGUAGGUACAUGUUAAGUGUCUAGCGAGCAGCAGGUGGGAGAUAAUUUAGUAAUUUAGUAUUUUGUUGGAAUAACUGAGGCAAAAUGAUUUAUGGCUGGGUAUUUAGAGAUUAUUAAAUAGGGGGUGGGAUUAAAUAAAUUAUACUUCUUCCUACUCCUUUUCAGACAUGUGAAUGUGACUUAUGGUUCUUUUGCGGUUAUAUCUUUAUUGCUACGCUUGUAGUUUGUGUGCAUGUAUAUGUUAUAUAUGUUAUGUAUAAACAUACACAUGUAUAUGUAUAUUUGUAUAUGUAUAUAUGUAUAUGUAUGUAUGUAGGUAUGUCUGUAGGUGUAUAUAUGUAUAUGCAUGUAUUUUGUCAUGUCUUUUUAUUGUGUACAGUAAGCUUAUUCUUUUUUCACAUGUUUGAAAUAAAUAAACGAAACGAAACGAAACUUGUUUGAUAGUGUUGUUUAAUAUUAAUAAGACAAAUAUCCAUGUCGGAAUAAAAAACAAGUAAACAUUUAAAACUCAUUUGUUGUUGGUUUAAUGGAAUUCAGCUGUUCAGCCCACAAAACACAAUGUCUACAUUUAGGGUAGAUACUUUUGUACAUAGUUUAACACAGUUAAGUAAAUGUCCCGUGGGACUCUGAUGGUCUGGUUACAUCAAUGGUGGGCCUGAGGUCAGCCAUAUUCUGCUCUCACAAGGGACAAUGAACAAGUGGAAUAAUCACUCCAGAACGGGUCGCAUCUUGCUCACUGGCAGUAUUAAAGUCAAGAUCCUCAGUUUCCUAUAUUAAAAAAAAACUGAUUAAAAAAGUCCUACCUCGAAGAGAUCAAGAUCCCUCUGCAGACGUAGAAGAAACAUGCUGGGAACAGAACAGGUGGAUGCUGUCAGAAAGGUCUAGGAGACCUUCAUCUUCAACGCUGUGGGGAACCUCAUAGUACUAUCUAUCUAUCUAUCUAUCUAUCUAUCUAUCUAUCUAUCUAUCUAUCUAUCUAUCUAUCUAUCUAUCUAUCUAUCUAUCUAUCUAUCUAUCUAUCUAUCUAUCUAUCUAUCUAUCUAUCCACACGCUCAUGCAUAUGUAUAGCACAACGUCCUGAGCACGACGUUAAACUGCUACCAAAGACUGGCUCUCGGCAGGAAGCGCGGAGGAAACCCUCAGAGGUUCAACGGGCCGAUUGGCGACACCAGCAAGCUUUGUGGAGCGCUGCGGGCUGGAUGCAUCACCUCGUAAUGUAUUCAGGCCAUCCAGUGCACCCGGCUCCAUCUCCAGCCAUCUUGACUCUGUCUUUCCACUGGAUACAAGUGGACUCAGGCGAGAGAGUGAGGUUGACACUGCGCAACCCACCCUCACUUAAAGUCAUGACUUCACACACACACGCACACACAAACACGCACACACACUCCCCGCAAUUGAGGCUAUGUCAUCGUCAGGCAUAGGGACAGACAGGAUGUCAGGGUCACUAAGGGAGUGUGUGGUGCAGAGUGCUGGACUGACCACACGCUCCUGGUAUCAAAGCUGAACAUCAAGAUUCACCCUCCUAGGAGGCUUCAAGGUUCCAAAGCAUUUGAAUGUCUCCAGGCUCGCCAACACCUUUGUGAAGCAAUCCCUGGAUGAAAAGCUCGCCAGUAAACUGCAAGACCUGAAACCUUCAGGGAAUGUGGAGUUGGACUGGAUUCAAGCAGGGCUGUGUUCUGGCACCCACUCUGUUCAGCAUGAUGUUCUCAGCCAUGCUGACAGACACAUACCGUUUUAGGGACAUGGGAAUAGACCUGCGCUACCGCACCGAUGGCAAGCUGUUCAACCUACGGAGACUACAGGCUAAAACAAGAGUGCAGAUGACCACAGUCUGCGACUUCCUCUUUGCGGACGACUGCGCACUCAAUGCAUCCAGCCAGAUGGAAAUGCAACUGAGCAUGGACAUCUUUGCCACAGCAUGCUCUGACUUUGGCCUCACCAAGUUCGUCUACCUAGGUAGCACCCUGUCCCGUAUGGCCAAUAUAGAUGAGGAAAUCAUGCACAGGGUGGCACAUGGAAGUGCAGCCUUGGGCAGACUCCGCAGCUCUGUCUGGGAACGUAGAAGGCUCUGCCUGCAGACCAAACUCAAGGUCUACAGUGCUGUUGUCCUCCCCUCCCUGCUCUAUGCCUGUGAGACAUGGACCGUCUACAGCCGACAUGCAAAGCAGCUCAAUGGCUUCCACAUGAGAUGCCUCAGGAAGCUACUGAACAUCAGAUGGCAGGACAAGAUCCCAGACACUGAGGUCCUCCACAGGGCAGAGAUGGAAAGCAUCUAUGCCACCCUCAAGCGCUCCCAGCUGCGAUGGGCUAUUCGUGUCUGCCGCAUGCUAGACGAACGCCUUCCAAAAAGGCUUCUGUACGGCGAACUACACUUUGGCAAGCACUCUCGUGGCGGCCAGCGGAAGCGGUACAAGGACACCCUAAAGGCCAGUCUCAAAAGCUGCGGUCUAGACCCAGAGACCUGGGAGGCCAAUGCCCAACACCGACCAAACUGGCGCACUGCAGUCAAGCACGGCGUUGCAGACUUUGAAAAGCGACGCAUCCAUGAAGCGGAACGGAAACGACAGCUUCGCAAAACAAAAGACAGUUCUUCUCUCCCACCCAACCAGCCCUCAACCCUAACCUGCCCCCACUGCAACCGGUCAUUCCAUGCAGGGAUUGGCCUCAUCAGCCAUCUCUGCACACAUAAGACACUGUGAAGUCACAUGGUCAUCUUCGAAAGCGAAGAACGAACAUGAUGAUAGACACACACGCACGCACACACACACAUGCACGCACUUACGCGCGCGCACGCACACACACACAUACACACACACACACACACACAAGAUUAAUUAUGAAAUAAGGAAUGAUCUAGGUACCAAAGGUUAUUUUCUCGUCUUUGGUAUGUGUGAUAACAAAGAAAGUGAAUAAACAUUUGGUGAGCAUGUGUCCGUGGGAGUACGGUUGGGCGGAACAGUAAACUGAGGUAAACUUGAAAAUAUUAAUAAGAAAUCCUCGUCUCAAUCUGCCAGGUGACUUUGACCAAAAUAUGUAUCUUGUAAAAGGGCAUGCUGGUUUAUUUUUCAACCCAAAUUAUCAAUGCAAUCCAGGUAAAAUGACAUCAAAGAUGAUUAAAUAAUUAAAAAAAAGUAGCAUGAGAGCUUUUAUAAAAUCAUAUAGUCUGCAUUUCUUUUGCAUUAUUUGGAAUCACAGUUGAGAUGGAGUCUGCUGUAGAUGAAUUUGAGCAAGAAUCGGGAUACCCAGGAGCCAGCCAAUCACAGAGAAAUUCAGAUUUUUUUUACCUGUAAUGGCCUGCAUGUUCAUUUAUGGUUUGUCAAAACUGGCUAGGAAAAAAAAAUUAAAUUAAUGAGGAACGAAAUGUGCCUUUUAUUUUGUCCUGGAGCAGAAAUGUUCAUUGCCUAUGCCUGUAAAUUUACAGAACUGAGCCUAGUAAGAAAAAAAAUAAAAAUCAAAUUACUUUUUAAUCGUGAGAUCCAUGCAUAGAGCAGGUGUCACACCAAUUGUGGAAAUGAUGGACGUUAUUGCAGUGGGUGUCGAUUUAUCGUGCAGAUAUAUAAUUGCAUUCAACCUCUAACGAGAGCAGUAAGAUGCUUAGCACAUUCCAACCCAACUACGAAAGCCCCACAGACACAGGCACCAAGUUACUAUGAGUGGCCAAGCACAGAAAACGCGGGGAGCACAAGAACCCGAUCUUGUGCUGCCACUAGAGUGAAAGCCACGCAGGAACCACUGAAGAAAACACCUUCACCACCCUGUAGUUUGUGUCAUGUAAAAUCUUCAUUCGUCAUAAAUCAGUAGCAAAAACAAUGUCAAAUACAGCAACAAUAAACUGACGACUGAAUUUCCCACUGUCUGAAACUUGGUCCAAAGUGUUUCAACUUGCCCAAGAAUGUGGGCAUGUAUUUUUGUAUGCUGGAAUACCACUGAGAAAUGGGUGUGUAUGAUCUGCCUUCACACCGAAACAUCGUUGUUCCUUUCAUCUGUGAUGUUUCUCAUGAGUAUACAAAACUUGACCCUCAAUAUUUUUCUUUAAAAAAGCCAGUAUCUUUAACAUAAAACCCCUAACCAUCAGUUCUGAUAGAAGAAGAAAAAGCCUUCUCAGUGGCCUAGUGGUAUAGUGUCCGCCCUGAGACUGGAAGGUUGUGGGUUCAAACCCCAGCCGGGUCAUACCAAAGACUAUGAAAAUGGGACCCAUUGCCUCCCUGCUUGGCACUCAGCAUUAAGGGUUGGAAUUGGGGGGUUAGAUCACCAAAUGAUUCCUGAGCGUGGCACCGCUGCUGCUCACUGCUCCCCUUUCCCCCAGGGGAUGGAUCAAAUUCACACGGGGAUGGGUUAAAUGCAGAAGACACCCAGAUGUGUGUGUGACGAUCAUUGGGACUUUAACUUUUUAACUUUAAAAAUAAAGGGAUCAAAUGCCUCUAUUACUUCAUCUGCCAUGAAGGAAUCGAACAAAACACGCACAAACAUGCUGCAAAAAGAAUGCUCUGACUGGCCCCAAACAGAAAAAGAAAACUCUGAUAAGAUCUACCAGAACCAGUGCCAGUGCAGUACAUGUUAAUCUGAUAUGACCACUUUUCUGAUGAUGCGUGUUCUAACAUGUUACUUGUUCCAGACCGGGAGUCAGAAUGAAGUUACUUAUCCAAGUCACUGUGUGUUAUCAACAUUGUCAUUUUUAGGAAUAAAAUGAUCAAGUCCUUAAAAAGCGAGAAACAUAAUUACAAAAUGUUGUAUUAUUUACACUAUUCACCUGAUUUGGAUACAUACCACCAGAUUAAAGCUGAACAUCUUCAAUUGAA